AUGGCGCGAGUAUUCACCUUAUCCAUCAACAUGCGGCUGCGGCAAGAAGACAAGGACUUCGCAAAAAGGAUUCUACAAGUCGGUGAUGGGGAAGCUGACACCUUGGCGUCCAAUAAACCAAAACAUAAGGAAGGGAAUCAGAUUAUUGUGGAUAAAAGAUUCUUGAUCUCUCGCUCAGAUACACCACACGAAGCUUUGGCGCAUGCUGCAUAUCCUAACUUCCUCCAAAACUACCGGGAUAAGGACUACCUAAAAGAGAGAGCCGUGCUGACACCUACCAAUAAUACCGUACAUGAAGUGAACGCUUAUCUCCUCUCUAAGAUCCCAUCACAGGCUAGAGAAUAUUUGAGUUCUGAUUCAGUGGAGUUAGAAGCUACGCCAGACGAUGAUUGGACCACCCACUACCCGCCAGAGUACCUCAAUUCACUAGAGUUUUCGGGCCUCCCAAACCACAGAUUGUGCCUCAAAGUUGGAGCUCCGAUGAUGAUGCUGCGCAAUCUUAACCAGGAUCAAGGUUUGUGUAAUGGUACAAGAAUGGUGGUUACUCGCCUAGGUAACAGGGUUGUUAAGGCGAGAAUCAUGACUGGAACAGAUGUUGGAGAAGAAGUUUUGAUCCCUAGGAUACAACUUAGUCCCACCGAUACCAUGCAUCCAUUCACCUUUAACCGAAGACAAUUCCCGAUCAGACUGUGCUAUGCCAUGACGAUCAACAAGAGCCAGGGUCAAAGCAUGAACCAAGUUGCUUUAUAUCUUCCUCGCCCUGUUUUUACUCAUGGUCAGUUGUACGUUGCCAUGUCUCGAGUAACAACUCCGAAUGGGCUUAAGAUUUUAGACGAGACUUCCAAUAUGAACGGUGAAGAUGGAGUUACUAAUAUUGUAUACAAAGAAAUCUUUAAGGACGUCCAAGUGACCGAGUGUGCAUUGACUAAUUGUCGUUAUUUUCAUUGCAUAUUGGUACGACCCAUUCCUCUCAGUGAUCGGAGAAACACGGCGUAA
Molecule: messenger RNA, 996 nt
Organism: Brassica napus (rape)
Lineage: Eukaryota; Viridiplantae; Streptophyta; Magnoliopsida; Brassicales; Brassicaceae
Product: ATP-dependent DNA helicase PIF1-like
Exons: 2
Coding region: 1-996 (331 amino acids)
Molecular function (GO): helicase activity; ATP binding
Source: RefSeq, a predicted model, not a curated record